Messenger RNA from Chroicocephalus ridibundus (black-headed gull), 3896 nucleotides. RefSeq names its product inositol polyphosphate-5-phosphatase B (gene INPP5B). Bases 213 to 2816 code for a protein of 867 amino acids. Gene Ontology annotation, cellular component: cytosol; membrane. The transcript is spliced from 22 exons. Gene Ontology annotation, molecular function: inositol-1,4,5-trisphosphate 5-phosphatase activity; phosphatidylinositol-4,5-bisphosphate 5-phosphatase activity. Gene Ontology annotation, biological process: signal transduction; phosphatidylinositol dephosphorylation. The record is from RefSeq and is a predicted model, not a curated record. NCBI's taxonomy places the organism in Eukaryota, Metazoa, Chordata, Aves, Charadriiformes, Laridae.
GGCGCCUUCCCGGCCAGCGGCAGCGCGGGGCCCCGGAGCGCCGCGGGGAAUAACGGAGCGGCGGGGCCGGGCCGGGGGGGCCCCCGCCGAGCGGCAGCGGGAGCGGUAACGGCGCGACGUGUCGCGGCAGCCGGGGGAGCCGCCGGGUCCCGGUGCCUGUCCCGCUGCCGGGCAGCGCGGACCCGCCUGGCGAGCGCCAUCCGCCGCGGGGCAUGGACCAGUCGGUCGCCAUCCAGGAGAGCCUGGCGGAGGGGGCGACCUGCCGCAUCGCGGUGCAGGGCGUCCUGGCUGCAGGGCAGAGCGUGGAGAGCCGGCUGCUGGGGCUGGUGGAGAGCAAUGGAGAGCACGCGUGGGUGCUGAUCUAUGUGUACACUCACCGGCGGAUGGCCAUAACAGCUGAGGAUGUCUGGCUGGAGAAGGUCAUCCCCAUCAGAGAAGGGUUUGCAGUGGAAGAAGUUGUACUUGACAGCGACCUUCGCGUCAUCGGCUCUGACGUGACUAUCCAGAUCAGUUCAGAAGAUGAUCGGCUCACGGUGCGGUUGCCGUUUGGUUCCCACACGCGCAUGUUCCUUCAGGAGGUCGGCAGGUGCUGCCCAGAAGUGGCUGGCUCUGAAGGCAUCAAACAGAAUGGAAAGAAGCUGACAGUUAGCCAGAACCGGAGCCAUGACAGCACCGAUAAGAGUGCUCCCAGGCAAAACAAACUCAAACCUGAAGCGACAACUGAAAUGGUACAGUCCUCCGGCGUAAUGGCUUCGGAGAAGGUUUCAGUCUUACCAGAACCACAGUUUGGACUAAGAGAUAUUAUUGUUAAGUCUCAGCUUGUCCAAAUGGAGGAUUCCUACACGCACAUCCAGAGCUUCAGGUUUUUUGUUGGGACGUACAAUGUGAACGGUCAGCCGCCCCGAGAAAGCCUCCAGCCGUGGCUGAGAUGUGAUGCUGAGCCUCCAGACGUUUACUGCGUGGGUUUCCAGGAGCUUGAUCUGAGUAAAGAAGCCUUCUUUUUCAAUGACACACCGAAGGAAGAAGAAUGGUUUAAAGCUGUAACUGAUAGUCUUCACCCAGAUGCCAAAUAUGCAAAGGUGAAACUUGUGCGGCUCGUGGGAAUCAUGCUUCUGUUGUAUGUGAAAGCAGACCUUGCUUUGAACGUCUCUGAGGUGGAAAUUGAGACUGUGGGAACUGGAAUCAUGGGGAGGAUGGGUAACAAAGGUGGUGUUGCCAUAAGGUUUAAAUUCCAUAACACUAGCGUGUGCGUUGUGAAUUCUCACCUUGCAGCUCACAUGGAGGAAUAUGAGCGGAGGAACCAGGACUUCAAAGACAUCUGCUCUCGGAUGCAGUUCUGCCAGUCGGAUCCAAAUUUGCCCCCUCUCACUAUUGGCGAACAUGAUGUCGUCUUAUGGCUGGGUGACCUCAACUAUCGGCUGGAGGAACUGGAUGUGGCAAAAGUGAAGCAGCUUGUAGAUGAGAAGGCAUUUCUAGAGCUUUGCCAGUAUGACCAGCUGAAGAGGCAAAUGAAUGCAAACGCCGUCUUUGAAGGCUUUACAGAGGGAGAAAUUUCUUUCCAGCCAACGUACAAAUACGAUGCUGGCUGUGACGACUGGGACACAAGUGAGAAGUGUCGUGUUCCCGCGUGGUGUGAUCGGAUACUCUGGAAAGGGCAGAACGUUGCUCAGCUGAGCUAUCGCAGCCAUAUGGCUUUGAAGAUCAGUGAUCAUAAGCCAGUUAGCUCUGUGUUUGAUAUUGGGGUGAAGGUGGUGAAUGAGGACCUCUAUCGAAAAGCUUUUGAGGAAAUAGUCCGCUCCCUGGAUAAGCUGGAGAACGCCAACAUUCCCUCGGUGACGCUCUCCCAGAGAGAGUUCCAUUUUGAGGAUGUUAAAUACAUGCAGCUGCAGGUGGAGAAGUUUACAAUCUGCAAUGGACCAGUGCCCUGCCAUUUCGAAUUCAUCAGCAAACCAGAUGAGAACACCUACUGCAAGGAGUGGUUGAUUGCUAAUCCCAGUAAGGGCUUUCUGCUAUCAGGCGCUAAGAUCACAAUUGAGUUGGAGGUGUUUGUUAAUAAAUCAACAGCCACACACUUAAACUCUGGAGAGGAAAAACUUGAAGAUAUCUUGGUCUUGCAUCUUAACAAGGGGAAGGAUUAUUUUCUAUCUGUAACAGGCAACUACUUGCCAAGUUGCUUUGGGUCUCCCAUUCAUACGCUGUGUUACAUGCGGGAACCUAUCCAGGACAUGUCAGCAGAAUCGAUUCGGAAACUUACCCUGAUGCCACUAGAAAUGAGUGAUGAGGAUGUUCAAGCUGAAAAGCCUAUGGACAUUCCCAAAGAGCUGUGGAUGAUGGUGGAUCACUUGUAUCGCAGUGCUUCCCAGCAGGAAGACCUGUUUCAGCAACCAGGCCUCAGGUCUGAAUUUGAGCAAAUCCGAGAUUGUUUGGACAAAGGAAUGCAUGAUACCCUCCUUGGCAGCAACCACUCGGUCGCAGAAGCCCUGCUGCUCUUCCUGGAGAGCCUGCCGGAGCCCGUCAUCUGCUACAGGUUCUACAGCAGCUGCUUGGAGAGUGCCAGCAACUACCCGCUGAGCAGCCAGAUUAUCUCUAACCUGCCAGCGUGCCAUAAAAAUGUAUUUCAAUAUCUAAUGGCAUUUCUACGAGAACUACUGAAAAAUUCAGGGAAAAACCAUUUGGAUGUGAACAUUCUUGCUAGUAUAUUUGGUGGCUUGUUACUUCGACCUCCUCCUGGACAUCCUACGCCUGACAUAGCUGAGAAGAGGAAAGCUCAGCAAUUUAUCCAUCAGUUCCUCUUGAGAGAAGACAAUUUACCGUGAAAUUCAGAUGCAGCUAAUCUGAUGUUUAGAUAUCAAAUUACUGUAAAAAUGUUUGGGUGUUUUUUGUACAGUAUACCGGCGUUUGGGUUUUUUUUUUGAUAUCGCAGUAUUUUAUACAAUCUAUGGCUUUUGAAGGCACAGAUCAGGCAGGUUGAAUCAGGUGUCGCUGUGUAAGCUGUAAAGUGUAUCAGGUUUCUAAAUAAGUAUGUAGACAGGCAAAAAUAUAAAAGCUGAUAUUUACACUGUAUUUUAUUUAACUUGUAUUAAAACUCAGAAUUUUUAAGUCCUUGUUAUUUAAAUAAAAAGAUCUCGGUGCAUUUUUCCAGCCUCUCUGACUGUUUUUGGUGUGGGCUGGUUUAGGCUCUUGGUUUGUUGAGUGAUGUAAGUCACGCUGUAGAAGGCCUGUGCAGCCCCCUUCUGUGGUUUAAUACCGUGUCUUGGUGUUACACGAAUCGCUCUGUGGCCUUCCACCCCCCACCUGGAACUCUUCGAGGCUGUGUAGCAACGCGGAGAGGCGAUCCCAUGGGAGGUAUGGGGCUGCUCUGUGAGAAAAUGGAUUAUUUUAAAAACACGUGGGCGGUGGGGAGGCAGGGGAGGACCGCAGCCUGGAGGAGCCCUGGGGUUGAGUGAUGUGCAGACGCGUUUGCCCUCCAUCGCCGAGUGGUGACGGCUGGUGCCUGAUCUGUCCUGUGGGGAGCCAGAGACUUCUUGAAAAUGCUGAGGUAAAAACGAAGCAUGAAGGAAAACUUGGCUUUGUGUGCUCUACUUUGAACCUGUGCUCGUUAUGGAAGAAAUAGCUUUUUUUUUCUAUCCUGUCACUGUAUUUCGAUGCUAUAACCCCGCUUUGACACUGGCUGUGGUAGGUGUGUGUUAUUUCCGCCGCUGCCAGGCUGGGCCUCGGCCUUCGGGGCCCCUUCCCCGCCCGGGGCCUGUUGCUCUUCUGGCGCUGGUACCGCGCCUUCCCGUGCGCGGGGGCCGGUUUCGCUUGGUGGGAGCAGAGGAGCCGCCCGGGGUGGGUGUCAGAGGGGGCCCGGCCCGGGGGGAGGGUGAGCAGAAGGGCCCCGGUGCGGGCGGCGGCUC